Messenger RNA from Apodemus sylvaticus (European woodmouse), 1031 nucleotides. RefSeq names its product uridine phosphorylase 2 (gene Upp2). The transcript is spliced from 9 exons. Gene Ontology annotation, biological process: uridine catabolic process; nucleotide catabolic process. The record is from RefSeq and is a predicted model, not a curated record. Gene Ontology annotation, cellular component: cytoplasm; cytosol. Bases 1 to 1026 code for a protein of 341 amino acids. NCBI's taxonomy places the organism in Eukaryota, Metazoa, Chordata, Mammalia, Rodentia, Muridae. Gene Ontology annotation, molecular function: uridine phosphorylase activity.
AUGGCUUCCAUUUUGCCUGCUUCUAAUAGAUCCAUGAGGCCUGACAAGAAUGCAUAUGAGAGUCCAGGGCCCUGGGCUAGGUCACCUGGUUUCCUGUACAGACCAGGCUGCCUUCAAAUCCACAGGAGAAGGUCUGUGUACGUAAAGAAUCCAUACCUGGAUGCUAUGGAUGAAGACAUUCUCUAUCACUUGGAUUUAGGAACCAAAACACACAACCUGCCAGCAAUGUUUGGAGACGUAAAGUUUGUCUGUGUUGGUGGGAGCCCGAACAGAAUGAAGGCAUUUGCACAGUUUAUGCACAAGGAACUCCGGUUGGAGGGAGAUGGAGAAGACAUUGAAGACAUCUGUGCGGGGACAGACAGAUACUGCAUGUUCAAAACAGGCCCUGUGCUCUCCGUCAGUCACGGGAUGGGCAUCCCCUCCAUUUCUAUUAUGCUCCACGAACUCAUCAAAUUACUCCACCAUGCACGCUGCUGUGAUGUUACCAUCAUCAGAAUUGGAACGUCAGGGGGAAUUGGGAUCGCACCAGGCUCUGUCGUGAUAACAGAUACAGCGGUAGACUCCUUCUUCCAGCCUCGGUUUGAGCAGGUCAUCCUGGAUAAUGUGGUCACCCGAAGCACCGAGCUUGACAAAGAGCUGGCUAAUGAUCUGUUCAACUGUAGCAGAGAAAUCCCCAACGUUCCAACCCUCAUCGGACACACGAUGUGCACCUAUGACUUUUAUGAAGGCCAAGGUCGCCUAGAUGGAGCGCUGUGUUCCUUUUCGAGAGAGAAGAAGCUAGACUACUUGAAGAGAGCAUACAGAGCUGGAGUCAGGAACAUUGAAAUGGAAUCGACAGUGUUCGCAGCCAUGUGUGGACUGUGUGGCCUGAAAGCUGCUGUGGUCUGUGUGACGCUUCUUGACAGACUUGAGAGUGACCAAAUCAAUUUAUCCCAUGAAGUCCUGGUGGAGUACCAGCAACGGCCACAGCUCCUGAUCUCAAAUUUCAUCAAAAAACAGCUUGGACUUUGUGACCAGAUGUCAUAACUCCA